CUCUCUCUCUCUCUCUCUCUCUGUGUAUGUUGCAAUUUCUGCAUGUAUCUCACAAUUUCAUGGUUUUCUCUUGUUAAAUUCUUGACACUUUGAUUAUGAUGAUUUAGGAUUUGAAGUUUAUGUGUUCAAUUACUGUAUUCUUCAUUUUAGGGUUUUACUCAUGGUUUUUUGGGUUAAUUGUUUUGUUUGGUUUUUGAUUUCAAUGGUAUUGAGGAGUGAUAUAUUUUGAAAUAUGAAUAAAUUUUUGUUUGAUUAUGAAUACUUUUUUUAGUUGGGGUUUUGAGUUCGGUUGUAUUGUGUUCAAUUUGGUUUCAAUUGUUGUUUUAUUUUUAAGCUAUAAUAACAACAACAUUAAUUUGAUUAAAAGAAUUUCGAGAAUUUAGGGAUUCGUGUUCAGUAUUGCUGCUCUUCCACCUCACUCACUCUCGCCACACUCAUUUCAAUCUUCAGCUUCGAAAUGGUUGUUUAGUUCUUGAAUAGAUUGUUGAUUGUUCUAAAAAAGAUUGAAAUUUGAAUUGGUUUAAGAAGAAAAAUGCGGAAUAAAGAACCAGCUUUGGAUGAUGGGGAAGUUGAGUAUGAGGCUGGUCCAGAAUCUUGUUGGGGCAAUUUUGAGGAUGAUGAUGUAAUGCAGCAGCAAUUUUCUAUUCAGGAUGAUGAAGCCAAGAAAUUUCCAUUUGUUGGUGACAAGGAACCGCUAUCUAGCUUGGCUGCUGAAUAUCAAUCAGGCAGUCCUAUCUUAUUGGAGAAAAUCAAGGUGCUUGAUCAGCAAUAUGCUGCCAUUCGGCGUACUCGGGGAGAUGAAAACUGCUUCUUUCGAGGCUUUUUGUUUUCAUAUCUUGAGCAUGUUUCGGUUUCUUGUUGUUCUUUGUGCACGUUAUAGUGAUGAGGGAUUUUUCAACAUUAGAUGCAAAGAAUGCAGGGAUGCGUCUUUAUGGUGGUUCACAAUAUCAUUCGGGCAUGGCUGAAUUUCGUUUUGUAUUUGGAGGAAUCAAGUGCCCUCCAAUAUCUCGGGAAGAAAUUGUAAAUGCUUGCGGAGUUGAAGACAUUCAUGAUGGGACAAACUACUCUAGGACUGCUUGUGUAAUUGCUGUUCCAAAGGCUCAUGACACAUUUGAACCCUUUCUUCAUCAGUUGGGGUCUAGAUUGUUGCAUAUACUUAAGAGAUUGCUCCCAAUUUCUUUUUAUCUUCUUCAGGCCAGAAGACUGAAAGAUGUCAUAUCACAAAUAGAUACCAAACUUGAGGAAAUAAAGGUAUCUGCACAGUCAGACCUGCGGCACCCGGUUUCCCUUGUUGUCCAUCAAAUGCACCAGGCUUUGGAAGCUGCCUUGAUACAUUACGAUGUUGACGAUAAGAAUUUGGAAGCUGCCUUGGUACAUUACGAUGCUGACGAUAAGAGAAGAAAUGCUAAAGGGCCAAAGCCAAAUGGUUAUGUUUAGGAAUUAGGAGAAUGGUUUUAGAACACAAUUUCUAAGAGUAUUGACUUUUUUUUUGUAAGCAAAGAGAGCAUUGACUAUAGUUCUCGUUGUUCUUAUGUUCCAAAAGGCUAUUGAGUCUUUGAGGUUGAUGCUUAUGUAUCUUGUAGUAGUUAUGCUAGUGUUUAUUGGACAAACCAGUAGUG
This is a messenger RNA of Trifolium pratense (red clover), 1619 nucleotides long. RefSeq names its product dynamin-like protein ARC5. The record is from RefSeq and is a predicted model, not a curated record. The coding region runs from base 883 to 1437 and encodes 184 amino acids. Lineage: Eukaryota; Viridiplantae; Streptophyta; Magnoliopsida; Fabales; Fabaceae. The transcript has 8 exons.